AUGAUGAGAGACGCAACAACUCCUCCACCACCCCCGUCGCGACUGCGCACUCCUCCAGCUCCCAAACACGGUGCCGGUUACCACUCAUACCAUCCCUACGAGCCUAGAAGGUCCCAGAGAGUUCAGCGCUUGCACAAGACCCACGACAAGCUUCCUCAAUCCUCGUCGUCAACCAAGUCGACUCUCCAGCGCACCUCAUCAUCGCAAACCCUCUCGCCUCCCUCGUCGCCUGCCGCCGAGACAUCAGAACCACAACAAACACCUGCCAGGCCUACGCCUGUCCGUCAAUCGCUGUUCACGCGCAACAGACCUACCAACACACCCAACAUCAACUCUUUGUUUGACGUCUUCGCUCCUCAACCACAACUGCCCACGCCUUCAUCCAUGCUGCCCACCCCCAAGAUCACCCCUCGCAAGUGCGACUCCAACGCCAUGCAGUCUACUGCCCGCAUUCUCAACUUCAAGCCUGCCACCACUCAGUCCACCAUGUCCACUCCACGCAAGAAGGCCAAGUUGCGCCUCACCCUUGACGAGGAUGACGCCGUCCAUGAUGAAGUCAAGGUCUUCACCGACAUCCAGGACCGUGUGCCCACCGUUGACCGCACCGAAGACAACCCCUUCAUUGGCCCCAGAAAGACCAGAGCUCGCACCCGCGCCCAGACUGCUCCUUCAACUUCAACCGACGUUGACAUGCAAGACGCCCACACUGAAGAUGACGAGGGCAUCCUCUACGUCUUCCGCGGCAAGAAGAUCUUCCGUCGCUUCGAGAAACCCGCCGAUGAGCCCACCAACUCGGAUGCCUCUACCAGCUCAAACAACAGCUUGAAGCGCCAAGCCGGCGUUGCUGCUUCUCGCCCAUUGACACGCUCAUCUUACAAGCCUCGUCUCUUGUGGCCAACCGCUAACAGCGAUGGUGACGCUGACGAGGAGGCUUUGACCGACAUUGAUGAGGAUAACGUCCCUGCCAUUGAGUCAGCUUCCUUCAGCUCAGCAGUCCAGCCCNAAAAGACUCCUUCCAAGAAGGCAGUCAGUCAUCCCGCCACUCCCCCUUCAUCUCACCGCCAGACUCGCUCGGCUGCUCAGCAGAUUGCCAUCUUCGCCGACCCUCACAACGAGCUCAACCGUGCUCUCGCUUCACCAUCCGUCACUCCCAGACCACAGAAGGUCACCUCUGGCCCUCUCUUCUCCAACUGGCCUCGCAGCAAACACACCGAUGAGAAGGCUACUUCUGGUGAAAAGCGUCAUCGUUCUACAAUGUCCGAGCCUGAUAUGCCCACCAAGCGUGCUCGCUCCAACCUUUUCACUUCUGAGCGCCCCUAA
Aureobasidium musti is the source of this 1320-nucleotide messenger RNA. Lineage: Eukaryota; Fungi; Ascomycota; Dothideomycetes; Dothideales; Saccotheciaceae. The record is from the annotation of a GenBank genome assembly.